Molecule: messenger RNA, 1065 nt
Organism: Anopheles coustani
Lineage: Eukaryota; Metazoa; Arthropoda; Insecta; Diptera; Culicidae
Product: 5'-deoxynucleotidase HDDC2
Exons: 4
Coding region: 308-904 (198 amino acids)
Cellular component (GO): cytoplasm
Molecular function (GO): 5'-deoxynucleotidase activity
Source: RefSeq, a predicted model, not a curated record
CCGGUGUGGAAAUAUGAAAACAACAAGAUCAGUCGGGUUCUAGAGUUUAAUAAUUUUAGGCUAGUUAUUGUAGUUCACGUGUAUAAUCUUCUAUUUAAGUAUUUAUGCCCCGGUUUGUCAAUAGCGUAGGCAAUCGUUUGGUGUGACCAAUUUCAUGUGGUAGCUCAUCCUAAUCCUACCACACCACCUGACCUAGUUGUUAUUUUUAUCAAAUCCGAUUGGAUAGGUUUGAUUGAGAAAUUCCAUUUACGUUAAACCUGUAGAAACCCAUUCUAGUGCAGUGUUAAAGCCUUAACAAAACCUUGGAAUGAAUAACUACAUCAAAUUUAUGGAAGUGUUGGGAAAUGUGAAGCAUUUAAAACGCACUGGAUGGGUAAUAAGAAAAGUUAAGGAAUGCGAAACGGUGUCAGGCCACAUGUACCGGAUGGCAAUGAUGUCAUUUUUUCUCGAAGACUGUCACGGACUUGACCGCACACGUGUGAUGGAAAUGUCGCUGGUGCAUGAUUUAGCUGAAGGUGUUGUCGGCGAUAUCACACCAUACUGCGGUGUUUCGCGUGAAGAAAAACUUCUUAAAGAAUUUUCUGCCAUGACAGAAAUAGCCAAUUUGCUUGGUCCAAAUAGGGACAGGUUGAUGGCACUAUUCAAUGAGUAUGAAGAAGGCAAAACGCCAGAGGCAAAGUUUGUGAAGGAUCUUGAUCGUUUGGAUAUGGUAAUGCAGGCAUUUGAGUAUGAAAAACGUGACAACUGUCCCAAGCAACUGCAAGAGUUUUUUGAUUCAACGGAAAAUAAAUUUUCCCAUCCGCUUGUGGUCGAUAUCGUUAAUGCAAUUAAGGAGCAGCGCGAAAAGAUACCUGCAGUUUCAACACACAAUCCGUGUGACAAUUCUACGAAGCACAAUCCAUAAUGCGAACAAAACUUAGUUAAUUUAAACAAUCUUUGUACUCCUGUUAGUGAAUUGUUUAGGUUACGGGUGCUGGUGUUAUGUCUUUGCAUUGCUUGGCUUGACCCUACUCAAUAUUCAGGCUAGUUCUUACUUUUCCAAUAAUAAAUUUUCUCUUUUGAACC